This is a messenger RNA of Nelumbo nucifera (sacred lotus), 1247 nucleotides long. Lineage: Eukaryota; Viridiplantae; Streptophyta; Magnoliopsida; Proteales; Nelumbonaceae. The record is from RefSeq and is a predicted model, not a curated record.
UAUUCGAAUGGGAGAGGAGAGAGGGGACUGUUCACUGUCUCUUACAUUCGGACCAGCAGGUAGCGGCGGACAAGGCCUCCCAUUCUCAGCUCCUCUGUUCAUUCUCCCCGCCGGUUAGAGAGGAGAAGUUGCAGUACCGGCGCAUCUGGUCUGACCUCGCCAAGUCUGGAAAAUAAUCGCCCUCACCCUGGACGAUAUUCACAAUUGAAGUCUCCUAUCUAAACCGGCUCUCAUAGACCGUUCUUCAACCUCAUUUCCACACUGAAACGGACUGAGAUUCCCCUGCAUCAUCAACCGAGUGCCGACCAGACAUUCGAACAAGCGGCAAGCCGGCGACCCCAUCUUCAAUAGUGACGACCGUUGAGCUGAGCAACUGGAUACCAUCUUCCAUCAACAGUGGCGACCCCAUCCUCAACAACGGUGAACAGCGAUGCCAUCUCAAUAGCGGUGAUUGGGCUCAGGCCUCAGGCUUUUAUGAGGGCUGGGCUUAGAAGCCUAAGAUCUAGGCCCAGUGGUUGGACUGGGUUCCGGCUCGAGCUUGAAGACCAGUUAUACCUAAAGAAUAGAAGAAAACUCUCUUUUUACAUGAGAUGGCAUCAGUGAAUGGAAAAGACUCAUCAGCCACUCUUGCAUUUAUGGAGCUUGCAAUACAGCAGGCCAAGCUUGCGAUGGAAAGCCUUGAAGUGCCUGUUGGCUGUGUGAUAGUUGAGGAUGGAAAGGUUGUUGCCUCAGGGAGGAACCGGACUACUGAGACGCGGAAUGCUACGAGACAUGCAGAGAUGGAAGCCAUUGAUGUUCUUCUUGAACAGUUGCAGAAACUUGGACUUUCUGAGGCAGAAGUUGCGGAGAAGUUUUCGGGAUUUGACUUUUAUGUUACAUGUGAACCAUGUAUUAUGUGUGCCAUGGCUUUAUCAAUCCUUGGAAUCAGGGAAGUAUAUUAUGGCUGUGCCAAUGAUAAAUUUGGUGGAUGUGGAUCAAUCUUAUCAAUACACUCAAGUGGCUCAGAGCACCUUUCCAGCUCCAAAGCCUCACCGACCAGUUCAGCUAUCUUAGUGAAGCUCCCACAUUUAAAUUAUUUCACUGAGCUAGGAUGUCAUGUUAUCUGUUCGUUUAUUUAUGUUCAUUCUCUCAAUUGUGGAUUAGUAUUCUAUCUUUUGAUAACUUUGGACCCAUUUACCAAUCAAUUAUCCAUGGUUCUAAUUCAAGAUAAUAAGAAAUAAAUUAAAGAUAAUAUUGCAUAUUAACGC